AUGCUCGCCGCCCUCCGCGCACCAUCAGCCGCCAGCGCGCGCACCUUCUCGACCUCGGCUCUGCGAGGAGCUCCAAAGCCAGGCAAGGCUAUCGUUUCUUCGCUUCAGGCCGGCACCAAGAUGGAGGGAUUGUCCGUGUUCAAGGACGUGCCAGACCCAGUCUCGCUACCCGAGGACCAGUACCCGAAGUGGCUGUGGACGCUGCUCGACAAGCCCAAGGGGCAACCAGUUGCUGCUCCAGGGGAGCGCAAUUUUUUGGCGGAGCGCAAGGCGAUGCGCGACAGGAACAGGGCGAACAUCAAGGCGACCAACUUUAUGAAGACUACAUGAUUGCAUGCAUCACCCAUCACGACUCGGCGAGCCUGGGAUGAGUUCAUUGUCCGGCCAUGGAGUCCCGGAUGUUUGGGAGGGAUUGCAGGCGCUGCGCCAGCUUCCGAGCCAUGCAGUGGCACGGCAUGGUGCGCUGACCGAGAGCACCCAAGGGCAUCAGGGCAUCGGCACGAGACUUCAUGAUGAAGCCGACAUGAGGAGAGCUAUUCUUGUGGCGUAUGAUUGCUCAUGGCGUUUCCACGCAGGUACUUAUCAAACCCCAGAACAUGUCAUCAC
Messenger RNA from Cutaneotrichosporon oleaginosum, 606 nucleotides. Its product is annotated as mitochondrial 54S ribosomal protein mL54. Gene Ontology annotation, cellular component: mitochondrial large ribosomal subunit. Gene Ontology annotation, molecular function: structural constituent of ribosome. NCBI's taxonomy places the organism in Eukaryota, Fungi, Basidiomycota, Tremellomycetes, Trichosporonales, Trichosporonaceae. The record is from RefSeq and is a predicted model, not a curated record.